CUUUCUACUGAAAUCACCUUUUCAACUCGUGGUCUACAAUGCAACCGAUCGCUAAUAGGAUUCUAUUCAAAAGAAUGUGGGUCUCCAACAUCAGAACGCGCUAGCAAUACAUUGCUCUCAUCUGUGGGGCAAAUUUUCAUUACUGAAGCAAUGCCCGGCAAAGUGAUUGAGAUAGUGGCCCAUAAACGUAUUGGUGGACCGAGUAUAUUUGAUCUUAUUCAGGCGAGCCUCUAUGACAAGUUUUCCAAGCAGGAUCUGCCCAUGGCUUUGGGGUGUGUAUUUUAUUUGCAAAAUAGCGGAGUCCAAGCUAGUGUACUAUGUGAGUUGCCACAGGAACCCUAUCAUACCUUCCCUUGCCUAAAGAAGUACCAGGCAUCUUUCACCAUUGACGGUCCUAUCAUCGGUGUGGGAACUGUACUCUCUCACGAUCCGAAAAAGAUGGGCUUUAGCAUGUCCACCUUCAACUGUUGGAAUGCUAGUCGCCUGCUUACGGGACAGUUUGAAAACGAUGUAUGUCCUGAGAAAGCCACCUACACAGUAUAUUUGACGCCGGCUAAGAAGCUGUAUCGUCAAGACAAACCUGUGCACCACUAG
Molecule: messenger RNA, 594 nt
Organism: Hydatigera taeniaeformis
Lineage: Eukaryota; Metazoa; Platyhelminthes; Cestoda; Cyclophyllidea; Taeniidae
Source: the annotation of a GenBank genome assembly